UCCUGAAAUUACUUUUAAACAUGAGCGGUACAUCGGCUGGACUUAAGGCCAAAGUAACUAUGCUCAGAUAUGUAUAAAUCCAAUACUUAUAGUCUUAUCUACCAAACUCUCUCAAUUUUCAAGAUCGUGAGAUAUACAAGAUUGGCUUCACUGCUUUAGAUUGUAUGCGAAGAGACGGAAAACUGUGCGACGUCACUUUGAUUGCGGAUAAUAAUCGCUUCACUGCACACAAGAUUGUUUUGGCCGCCACUAUACCAUUCUUCAAUGGAAUGUUUCUAAGUAACAUGGCAGAAUCUACUAAAAGCGAGGUCACUAUCCACGGAGUUGACGCUUGUGCUUUAGAAGCGUUCAUUGGUUAUGCUUAUACUGGCUUAGUUCAAAUCAACCCUCGUAAUGUUCAGUCAAUUUUAAUCGGUGCCAAUUUUUUACAGCUUAAUAAUGUUCGUAACAUCUGUUGCAGAUAUAUCAGUGAAAGUGAUGUUUUUUGGAUGUUUUUUCACAGAUUGAAUGUCGACAUAGUCUUACCGAUAAGAAAUCUCGCCCAGAGCUAUCUAUGUACAGACUUGGUAUCUGCUUGUGAGGCAUAUAUCUACAAACAUUUCGAAGAUAUCGCACGCACAACUUCAUUUUUCAACCUUGAAGGAUGCGAAUUGAUGGAAUUACUGGAGUCAGAUGAACUGAAUGUCAGCAGUGAAGAACGCUUGUUUCAUAUAAUUAUGUCUUGGGUUGAAUUUGAAACAAAGUCCAAUUCUGAUACUGAGACGAACUCUGUUAUAUCAGAGUCUGUUAACGUAAUUGAGCUACCUGAAUAUUAUGAUAGUAAUGUGCAUUCGAUAAAACCAUCUGUUUCAAGUGAGAUUGGUCAUCGGAAUUCGUGUUGUAAUGGUUCUUUACAUUCUACACAUCAUUUUCAUAGUUGUCAUUGUUCUACACAAAUAUUCAAUAGCAAACCCCGCACUGACUUUCUUCCAUGCCUUCUUAGGCGGAUCAGACUACCUCUAAUUCCAGUUAGCUACAUUUUCUCAGUUAUUUCGCGGCAUGAUCUUAUUCGAAAGGACAUUCGUUGUAGAGAUAUUCUAGAUGAAGUACGUGAUGUACUUCUUAUGUCAUGGAAGACGUCGGAAUUCUUUAAUUGUCGACCUAGAAAAUGUCAAGAUAUUUUCGGUGUUAUUUAUGCUGUUGGUGGUUGGAAUACAGAUCUGGAAUGUCAUGGGAUUGUGGAGACUUAUCAUCCCUCACUUGGUCGUUGGGAAUUAUCAGAAAGUAUGAUAUCUAAGCGUAGUCGUAUUGGUGUGGUUGCCUUGAAUGGACUGUUAUACGCUAUUGGAGGUUUCGAUGGAAAUUCUCGCUUACGUACAACUGAAGUAUAUAAUCCAAAAACUGGAAAAUGGGCAACCGUUGCUUCAAUGAUUUGUCGACGUAGUGCUGCAGGAGCUGCUGCUUAUGAUGGAUGUUUGUAUGUUUGCGGUGGCUUUGAUGGUCAAACAUCUUUACGUACAUGUGAGAUGUAUAUUCCAGAACAAGAUACGUAAGCAAUUUUUAAAAAAAAAUAAUUAUAUCUCAGGAUUUAAACUUAAUUAUAAGUAUAUUUGAUCAAGUUGAAGUAAUUACAUUAAUCAUGGUGUUCAAACUUGUUAUCUAUACUGAAGAGCUGUGAGGAGGUGGCUAAAUAGUUAUGGCGUUCAACGUUCGGCCACUAAAUCACAGGUUUGAAUCCCAGCUUCAUCUAUUUUAGUUUAGGCAACCGAAUAGUAUCACCAACCUUUAAACUUUGUUUAACUCGAACUCAAGUAGAUAAAUCUAUACCUGGUAAAUGAGUUGUUAAAAAAAUGCACAAUUAUCACUAUCAUGCAACAAACAACUUGGUUUUCCAUAGUUAAUUUCCAGUGCACAGGAAGUUAUGAAUCCUUAUUUCUCGCUUAUUAUCCGUUAUCGAUAAAUCGCGUCUAUAACUUCCAAAUAUUAUAUGAUUCCCCUGAGACUGACAUUUGUGUCAUUUUGCUUUGUGACUUUACAAAAAUAUUAGUAGACUGGUUUUUACUAUAAACGACUCAGCCUAAAACAGAACCAUGGAGAUUAACUGUUUAACAUGCAAACUAAAAAUAUAAUAAUCAAUGAUAAUGGAUAUUGUUCGGUAAUACAUUGAAUCUGUUCGAUUUUGAUUAGUAGGAGUCCUUGCGAACCGAAACUUAGUAUCUAUCAGUAAUUGUUAGGUUAGACAUUCAGUUUUUAAGGAAUUCAACCUUAGUAGCAUUAAGUACUUUAAAACUGUAAUUUAUUUACUAUCCGGCGAAUGCUUUGCAUAAAAUAGUCUCAUUUAUAUUAUGACGUUAAUUCUUUAAGUUUUUUAUUUGAUUGGUUUAUUUUCUUUAGAUGGAAGUUAAUAUCAAGCUUGAAUGAACCCAGAUCCGCUGGUGGUCUUGUUGCUCUCAAUGGUCGUCUUUAUGCUAUUGGCGGACACAAUGGUUUAGCUGUUUUUUCAACAGUAGAAUGCUAUGAAAAAGGUGGAGAUUUACCUAAAACACUUUCACCAUCCUCUCGUUUUGAAACUGAUCAUCAGAAUAAUGGUAUUCGGCAAAGUCCUAUUAAUGUAUGGUAUUCAGUAGCUAACAUGUUACAUCGGCGAUGUCGACAUGGCGCAACUGCGUUUCGUGAUCGUAUAAUUGUUGCCGGUGGUUAUGAUGGUGCUUCAUUUCUACAAAGUGUUGAAAUGUUCGAUCCUACAACUGGUCCAGAUCGUAAUGGUUUACAUGGACAAUGGACUGAAAUUUCAUCUUUGUCAGUCCCUCGUUCUCGAGUCGGAUUGGCUGUAACUGCAGGUUGUUUGUAUGCAAUAGGUGAGUCAUGUCUUUUCGAUGGCUUGAGUAUAAUAUCAUAGCUGGUGAUACGUUGUUGCUGUUGGUGACAACGUAUAUGAGUGUAAGCGACUUUUAGUUCAUAUGUGCUCCGAUCUAUGAUUCAGUAGUUAGGCAGUUGACUUUCAGUCAUUUACAUCAUCAUUCAAGUAGCAGUACCGCGCAUUAAGUUAUACUCAAAAGUGAUUGCGUAUACCUGAUCAUGGUUAUCAAGUUAUUGGUUAAUAUCAAUGAUGAAACACCAUUGAAAUAUUUUUUUUUUGUGUCCAACGUAUUACUGUUCGUUAUUUUAACGUGUUGGAUGUGUUUACAGUUGUAGAAAAUUGUCUUCAUAUGGUAGAAAGUUAUUUACUUCAUGGGAUGUUACCCAGUCAGUCAUGAGUCAUGAACAUAGAAGUAGGAUUCGGGGCAAAUAGGGAUGGGUACGGGUUAUUUAAUUUCAUAUUAAAAUAUCGAGAAGAGAAAUCAAUGCAACGAAAAAGGGAAGAUCAAAGUAAAAUAUCGAUUGUGGUGAAAUAAGUGAAUGUUAAAAAGUAUAUUUCAAAAUAAGCAAAUGAAAUCAAGGAAUAAAACAGUGUAUGGUAUACGCAAAAGCUAGCAGAAGUAAAAAUUUUUCUAACUUCAUACUUUUUCUUUUCCAGUAAACGGGGAAAUUCAAUAGCUUACAUCAUAAACUGACAUUAAUUAGACAAUUUUUGAGAACGAGUAAAUAAUGGACGACUGUCUCAUCCUAGUAUGAGACGUUUCGAUAGUAAACACCCACAACCUUAUCAAAGAUAUAACCUAUGUCCUUCAGGUCUUGCUGUUGGAUCUUAACAUUUAGAUUAGUGCGUCAGCAUCUAGUGGUCUACAUGUCUUUGAAUUCAAUCCCUGGUGGGCACAUAGAUGUUCACUGUUGUAGAAUGCCAUACUAGCUUAAAACAACUGUCCAGCUUUUAUCGGUUCUCAAUCAUUACGUAACUAAUAUCGAUCCUUGAUGUAAACCAUAAAAUCCAAUAAUCUCCACAUACUCUAUGGUAAAAUGAAAGAAGUUUGUUGUUUAUAGUUAUUUCCAAGUCUCCAUUAUCAAUUUUUAUAACUCUGUCGGAAUAAACAAAUAUUCAUUUUAAUCAUCUGUGGUAAAAUUUCAUUAUAUAUUGUGUGCUUUACCUAUUCAACUUUUAACUAAUUGAAUCAUGACGAUGAGUCUAUUAAUCAAUUUGUUAUUUAUCUUAUGAGCCACUAUUUUAUCUAGAAUAUUUUAAUAAAAGUCAAUAAAAUAGUUCCAUUUUAAUCAAAAGACUUUUUUCUACGUAGGUGGUUAUGAUGGUAGCACUCAUCUACGAACAGUUGAAUGUUUCAAAUCUCCUAUUAAACAAAAUCCCUAUGAAUUAUCAAGUACUGUUUUACAAUCAAAAUAUAAUACAUUAUCUAAUUUAUUGAACAAACCUAAGAUUUCUGAUAAUUGUAGCGAUCAUGUUGAUGGUGAUGAUGACGAUAAUAAUGAUGAUGGUGUUUCCUGUAAUCAUCAUCCAUGUUCUGUGCAAUCUGAUUUUGAGUCUAUUUCUUCAUGCAACUCAACUGAAGCGGUUACAUUUGUUAGAACAACACAAAAUGGGGUAAAAGUUGCUUAAAUUUCUUGUAAAUACAAUUUAAUUAUUUGUUUUGUUGGAAUUGUUGAAAUCAGUGCUUCCAGGUUUUCAAUGGUGGUCUAACAUUGGUCGGUUCAUAAUUCAAAUGAAACUCAGCAAUCUCUGCAAACCUAUACAACUUAGCUAUUGAGCUUUUUUGGUGAAAAUUUGGGAAAAUCCAGAAAGUGCAUAACAUGUUAAAUGAUGUUCAUCGAGAUAACUCUUUAAAAAUUUCUCUUUCCAAACAGGCUAAGGGUUUCAGUAAGGGACCUAAAGAAUGCAAAGAUAAUACGACUCGAGAACGAAUUGUCGAUGAAAAAACACUGCUUAUGGCUUUCUGUAUUUUUGAUCGCUGGAUAGUUCGUUAACUAACGGAUUUCGGAAAAAUUGCAUGUUCGCGCAAACCUAGCAAGAAGGUCAGUCAGUCAGUCAGUAACAACGUAGAACUUCGUACGUACGUACAUCAGUUCGAGUUGCUAUACCACAUUAGCACAGAGAUGCAGUUGUCGAUUCCAAUCCCGUAGUGGUAGAGGUAAUAAGAGUAUAAGCAGUAAUCGGAAAGAUUAGGGUUUGGAGAUGUUAUUCAAGGAGUAUAAUCCAGUGAAAUAAAUUUGGAAAGAGAAAACUAGGGACAUGAAGGAUUCAGAAGAUUAUAAUUCGGGAGAACACAAAGAGUGGAUGCACCUGCGCCAUUGCAAACGAUUUUGAGCCAUGUCAUUCAAGGCCUCUAACCAUCAGUUGCUAUCAUCUCGCGAUCCCAAUCAGGUAGUCUACACUUACUAACAUAGCUCAGUCCACUUGUCAGUGACUUCAUGGAUUUGUGCCAUGUUUUGAUCUAGCCUACCUAGAAGGUAGAAUGAUGAAGCUUAUGAUUAUGAGGACUUCAAUGGUUGUUUUGUGAAGCAGAAACCGAGAUGACGGGGAAACUUUAAUUUUGAAAAUGAGAAGUAUUUCGAAGGGUAUAAGAUUGAUGUACCUUUGAUCUUGUAAAAUGAAAACUUUUUGACUUCAGUUUGUGUGCUCAUUUGUUUGCGUUUCCAGGCUUGAAAGAAGCCAUGCCAAACAUAAGGUCUCCAACUAUUGGUUUGAUUACUUGGUGGAACAUAACCAGAAACUUUGUCUCAGAAAGACUCAAUUCAUUACUCAUUAACUUUAUAGACUAUAGCCAUAUUAUUCUAUUUUCAUGCUGACAAACAUUACGUGAUACUUGUAUACCACAUAUUUCAGCCAUCAUAGUCCAUGAAAAUUCACAACCCUAGCAAAAAUUUUCCCACUUAUAUUUAUUUUGCAAUUAUCUUCAUACACACAGAUAAACAUAAGAGAAGUGCUUGACUUUAUUGUUUUAGAGGUUUUAUGACUGUUUUUUAUUGAAAGGCGUACUAAACAAGUACAUCAACCUUGCUCUCAAAUGCCCUGGUACGGUCGAGAAUGGGGAGAGUCCGUUCUCCCUCUCGAAAUGCUUUCACAUUUCCACGCGUAUAUAUCCUCUGCCAGGGAAGUCCAACUCACUACAUCCUCGUGGCGGGAAUGCUGUUUACGAAAGCGAGAGGACGAAAAGCGAAUGUCCGGCGCUUUGACCGGGUUGGUGGACACGGAGAGUUCACCUAGGGGAGUUGGAAAACCCUGAUUCCAAACCAAUGGUGCACAUGGGCUGUAGUACACUGAGGGAACAAAUGGCGUAUGAACCAAUCGCUGGUCACCGGCUACCAUGGAACUGCAUCUUCUUACGAUGCUCCACUGCCUUGUGGAUCAGACCUUCAGGUCGAAGGCUCCGGGUGUGAACCCUAAGGAAACCACCUGCUCCGGUUUAGGCACAUGGGCAGUAUCACAAUCCUCACACAAACCAAAUGAGAUUUAUGUGGCGCAUAUGUAUCUGGUGCCCCCUUGUACCAGUAUCUAUGUUUUUAAAUAAAUAAAUAAUACUACUACCUGAACAUCACUGAUCAAGUUGGAGUUUAUGGGGUAAAUGUCACCAGAAUUGUCAACCGCAAGUGGUGUUCAUCAGAGCUGUCCACCUUCUCCAUUUUUAUUUACCUUCGUCAUCGACACUUUUAAAGAUAACACUCUCGUCGUCUGACUUUCCAAUGGUUCAUCUACUCGGAAAUUCAUUUGUUAACGUAAAAUUCGCUAGUGACAUAGUCCUAUUUGAUGGAGAUGCUUACAAAAUGUAGUCUUUUGACCACCUUAAGGGACAAUACAAUCGCGUUUGAGAUGCGAUCCUCUCCUUUCAGAUGCGAGGUUUUACCUCAGGACUAGUUUGCAUCAACUUCUGAAUCGAUAAUAGAGUGAAGUAGUCGAGCAUGUCGACUAAUUCACUUACUUUAGGAGUUGUAGUGGCUAGUCCUAUGUUGAUCACACAUAGAUUAUUCUAGCUUCUGGACAAAACAACAUAUCCAUCCUCAUCAAGCUACCUUUUGACCUUGUUAAUUAUUCGCCUGUCAACCUUGACUUUUUAUAUAAGCGUAUGUGUGUGCAUUUUCUAUCUUACUCAUCACAUGUAUGUAGCUUAUUUUUUUCUGACUAUAAAUAUUGAUAAACGCUCGAUUAAAUUGAGUUGGCUCACUUGCCUUCUCCAAUACGCUCCGCUCGCUUUGAUUGUUUGUUCAGAUCAACGAGUGUAAAAAAUAUACGCAUUCGAAAAUCCAUUCCCGUAUUUGGUUUAUUUAAUCCCUUUAUUUACUAACGCGGAUUGAGUCGAUAAUUAUAGACAAGAAUCGACGAUAUGUAUAUUUCGAUAGCAAUCAUUCAUACGAACUGGAGUCAUAUUAAGGGCCACUAAAGAGUCUCAUCAGUCCUGAUAGUCUUCAACUUUGAAGAAAUCUCAGCACGGAUUCAGAAGGCUCGAUCGGCGCUUGCCAACUUGAAUCAAUUGUGGCGUAUGCAGGAUAUUUAUCAAAUCAAAAGUGAGUAUACUAAGCUGCAGUUCGCCCCGCUCUAUUUUAUGGCUGUGAAAUGUGGCUUUAAAAAUGCAGGAAAUUCACAGGUUCAAUCAUAGAUGCCUUGCUCGUGUAUUUCGGUACAAUUGAAUUAGCAAUUCUGAGGUUAGAUGCAGAGUAAUAGAUAAGAGUGACAAAUCGAUUGAUGAGUUAGCGAAAACUCAUUAGCCAAGGUAGUUAGGAAAUGUGUCAUGUAUGCUCAAACACCGGUCAACCCAACGGACGAUGUUUUGUAGUGCAAAUGAUGUUUGAAAGUUAACAAUGCUUGGGUAACCUUUGGCUUUAUAUCAUGGCUCACAUGUAUAUCAAAGCCACCAUAUGAUCACUGUUAGCCCUGUAUCUAAAUCCAGUUGGAUCAUGUGGUGACCGUUAUCGGAAUAUACAUGCCAGCUAUAUAAUUCUCGACUCAAUUUGCGUUAGAGAAUAGCGGAACAAAAUAAGUCAAAUAGGAGGAUGAGGUUUGAAUACGAAUGUUCCGUACACUUAUUUAUCAUCUGCACAGGCAAUCAGGUAAACGAAGUGAAGAGAAUACAGCGAAGCGAGACAAAAUGACACGCAGUGGAGAAAGCGAGUCAACUCAAUAUAACCAAGCCUCACUCAAUAUUUAGACCAAAAAUAAGGUACAGGCAUGUAAUUAAUAGCGUAAGCAAUAAACACACAUACGAUCAAAUAAAAAGUAGUCGGGAUUAAUAAGAGUAUUGGUGACAAGGUCAGGAUGUGGCUUGAGAAGAAUAAAUUGAUUGAUCCGUCCAGAAGCUAGAAUAACCUGUUUGGGCUUAACAUAGUACCAGCCACUACAAUCAUUCGCCAGGUUCGAACAUUCCGCUCCACCUACUUUUUUCAGCAACCGAAUAGUAACAUUAACUCCAAAACCUAGAGUUUAGCUCAUCAUAGCUAAGUACUUGGGGAAUGAAUUUAAAAAAUGUCAUUUUCAUGUAACUGAGACUGCUUUGUGUAUUAUAGUUGUUAUUUUUUUAAUGUUUAACGUACCUAGUUGUUUCCCAUAUAUUGUAUCUUAUCACUUGCGGAUUUUCUUUAACUCUUUCCUCCCUCCUCCAGAAAACUAUGAUGUUAGAAAAGUUAAAACCUAAUCCAAUUAGUCAUCAACCAUCUAUUCCAUCCGCUUCAGUUAAUAUCAAUUGUAAUGGUGGUACUUCCACAUUAUCUUCUGUCAUCCCAUCUUCUUCUAAUCCUUUCGCUGAUUGGCAAUGGUCAUCUGGACCUUCAUUAAUUGCACAUGAGGGAUGGGUUGGUAUAUGUGUCCUUCCUUUUGACCAAUCUUCUUCAGUCCAUUAAUUUCACAUAUUCGUAACAUUAUCAUCAGUGUAGAAAACAUAACUUUGUUUUUGUUUUACAAGUAUGUAAAUCCGUCGUUUUUUUUCAUUUUGGUGCAAAAAAGAUGUUUCACGUUCCAUAACUGUUCUGUUGAAGUUAAUAUUUCAAUUGUAUACUGUAUAUACCUUAUUUAUUAAUCUAUUUAUUAUGCGGAGACACAUCUGUACUGAUAAUCUGUCGUUACAUGUGACUAUGUAACUAAUUGGUAUAUUUCUGUUUCGUUUGUAUAGAUUGUUUUCUGACAUUAAUUUAUACUUAUACUCAUUUAUAUUCUCUAGCUUUCUUUCAUGUGUAUAUGAUUUCAGUUAAAUAUUUUAUUAUCUCUAUGUAAAUAUCCUUAUCGUAUCUUUUUUUUUGUAGAUUUCGCAUUUCCCACUUUCUUUUUUUUGAUCUCUUACACGAUAGUUCAAUUAUGUGCAUUUGUUUCUUACUACAAUAAUUGAAUCUCCUUUUUUUAAAUAAAAAUAAAAACAUCUUUAUGAUGACAAUUGUUUCUUAAGCAGAAAUGUCUGUAAUUGGUUGAAUAUUAAAAAAGAACUUGAUAAAAUUAUAUUAAUUUUUCACAAUCAAAUUGGUUUACGUUUCCCCCCCACCUCCCUGAUCUUUGUUAUUUUAUAUUCAGACCUGUUAUUAUCCUGGGUUCUUUUGAAACUAGUUUAGCAACUAAAAUAUAUAUAUUUCCAAAAAUAUGUAGCGAUUUUUGGUUUGCGGUCAAUAUUUGUUGCCCAUUAGUUUUAAUGAACUAAAUUGGUUAGGUUAGAAUGAAUAUUUAUGUUAUUUGAGAUUUGUCUGUGCUAGACUGCAUUAUUCGUACAUCAUUAUUUAUUUAUUUAUUUGAACACAUAAAUAUUGGUACAAAGGGGCACCAAAUAUAUAUGCGCCACACAAAACAAUGAAAAUGGG
Schistosoma haematobium is the source of this 9639-nucleotide messenger RNA. RefSeq names its product Kelch-like protein 18 (gene KLHL18). The record is from RefSeq and is a predicted model, not a curated record. Bases 165 to 1532 code for a protein of 455 amino acids. The transcript has 6 exons. Lineage: Eukaryota; Metazoa; Platyhelminthes; Trematoda; Strigeidida; Schistosomatidae. Gene Ontology annotation, molecular function: protein binding.